UUAUUUUUUUUUUCCCACUUUUUACUCUCUCUUGUCUUUAUUGCAGCAUAAAAAAAGAUUCUUGCUGUUUUUCUAUUUUCUAUUUUCUUUUUCUUUUUCUUAUAAAUUUCUGGGGACUAACUUUUUCCAUAUCUCGUAAAGAAGUCCUUUUUCCAUAUCUUGUAAAAAAGUCAAACCGGUAUUAAAUGAUUUGCAAAUUCUUCUUGACUUUAUUUUAUCUCCUACUGAAAAAGACCAGAAAUUAUAGUUACCGGUUUCUGUAUUUAUAUAAUUAAUAUAGUUCACCUCAGAUUUUUUUUAAAAACGGAUGCUUAAAAGCCAUGAAUGCAUUAUUUGGUGUGGAAGGUUAUAAGUCAAAAUUGAUCAUAAAUGCAUUAUUUAUGAAACAACAAGAAAUAAUAGUUGCUAAUAUAUAUAUAUAUAUAUAUAUAUUUGGUUAUACAGUAAGUAAUUUAUAUACUAGUGUGUAAUGUGGAAAUUGUUUCUUGCUUCCCAGUUAGGAGAUGAUGAUAAGAUUGCCAGAUUUGUUUGUUAAAGUCUUCUCACUGAAAUUUUCUAGGAAAGAAAAAAGAAAGUUAUUGAUGUAAAGGUGGGCAAUUAAGAGUUAAUCUUGUUGUUUUGGAGUGGUCCAGGUUACAAUAAAUGUUAGAUAUUUAGUCACAACUAUUUCAGGGAUAGAUUAGCCCAAAAAAAAAAAAAAAAAAAAAAAAGAAAAAAAAAAAAGGAAGAAGAAGAAGAAGAAGAAGAAAAUGUUUUUGGGAGUAAAUUGCAGUUUUGUGAGUACUGAAAAUAACAUUGUUUUUUAAUUAAUUAAUUAAUUUUUAGACAACAUACUUAUAAAGUCACUAUAUAUGCAUGCACAAUAAAUCAAUAGAUAUUUAUUGCCAAAUGCAUGGCAAUAAAUCUUAGAUAUUUAUUGCUAGAUUUGUUGCAAGAAUUGAAGAUCUUUCUUGGUCUCCAUUUCUUAAUCACCAACCCCUCCAAUUAAUAUCCAAGAAACAAAGAGAAAGAAAGUUUGGGUUUUCCCUUUUUAGUAGGAAACCAAAAUCCUUCUGUCUGUCAUGCCACAUUACUUCCACCAGAAAGAAAGGGGGUUCCCUAAACAAACAGAUCACUAAAAAAGCUCAUCCAAACAUAAAAUAAGAAGAAAACUUACAUUAGCCACGAAUCACGAGAAAGUCACAAACUGAAUUUUCAGGUUGUUCGGUUUCUUGUAUACACAUGGCACAGAACAGAAACAUCCUGAGCCCAAUGUCAUGAAAGCUUCCUCUUUUCCUAUAAAUCGAAGGGCUUGAAGGGUUCUAUAAUGGAAACUCUCAGGAAGAAGGGGCCCUUUGAGGCAUAAAAGAAAUCAUUUAGGAGAGCAUCUUGCAGCAUUAUGAAGUAAAAAUUGACAAAGAUCCUUUGGGAUAUAUACAAAUUACCAACAGGAAAAGAUGAAGUUUAUGAAACUUGGGACAAGACCAGACACCUUCUAUACAGAAGAAGCUACCAGGACUGUGAUCUCAGAUGUACCUUAUGAUCUUUCUAUACAGAUAAACAAUAUCAAUUUUCUUCUUCAUAAGCUGCAGUUUGCACUUCUUCCAAAAAGUGGCCUUUUGCAACGGCUUUGCUCUAAUGAUUCUGGUGGUGAUCAAACCGACCAUUCCAGAAUAGAGCUUCAUGAUAUUCCAGGAGGCGAAGAAGCUUUUGAACUAUGUGCUAAGUUCUGCUAUGGAAUUACUAUCAAUCUCAGUGCCCACAAUUUUGUACCUGCAUUUUGUGCUGCUAAGUUCCUUAGAAUGACCGAGUCUGUGGAGAAGGGAAACUUUGUUACCAAACUUGAGGCAUUCUUCAAUUCAUGCAUUCUUGAAGGUUGGAAGGACUCCGUUGUUUCACUGCAGACCACAGUUAAGUUAUCUGAGUGGUGUGAAAACCUUGGAAUCAUCAGGAAGUGCAUAGAUUCAAUUGUUGAGAAAAUCCUUGUACCCCCAGCAAAGGUCACUUGGUCAUACACAUAUACUAGACCAGGUUAUACCAAAAAACACCAACAUUCUGUCCCAAAAGAUUGGUGGACAGAGGAUAUAUCAGAUCUUGAUAUAGACCUUUUUCGAUGUAUAAUUCUUGCCAUUAGAUCAACAUAUAUAUUGCCACCACAGCUUAUUGGUGAAGCUUUACAUGUCUAUGCAUGUCGACAUCUACCUGACACCACAAAGGCUAGAACUCAAGAGAGUUCAGUCUCUCACACUGAAGAACUUGUGGAAAGGAAUAGAAGAAUCCUCGAAACCAUUGUGAGUUUGAUUCCUGGAGAUAAGGGAUCAGUAUCUGUUGGCUUUUUGCUUAGGCUUUUUAGCACCGGAAACUUUCUAGGAGUAUCUCCAGUGACAAAAGCUGAAUUGUUAAGGAGGUCCAGUAUGCAACUUGAGGAGGCAACAGUGAAUGAUCUCCUUUUUCCUUCAUAUUCAUCCUCUGACCAGCAUUUCUAUGAUAUUGACUUGGUUCUUGCAGUGUUGGAAAGCUACUUGUUGAUAUGGAGAAGACAAUCCCCAGUAGUCACAGAUAACAGCCAAUUUUUCAGAUCAAUAAGAAAGAUUGGGAAGCUUAUUGAUUCUUAUCUUCAAGUUGUUGCUAAGGAUGCAAAUAUGCCAGUGUUAAAAUUUGUAUCUUUGGCUGAAACUUUGCCUGAUAUUGCCAGGGAAGACCAUGAUGACCUCUACAAGGCAAUUAACAUUUACCUGAAGGAGCAUCCUGAUAUGAACAAGGCGGAAAAGAAACGCCUUUGCCGGAUGUUAGACUGCCAAAAGUUGUCACCGGAGGUACGUGCUCAUGCUGUGAAGAACGAGAGGCUGCCAUUGAGAACUGUGGUGCAAGUUCUCUUCUUUGAACAAGAAAGAGGUUCUAGUAAGGCAAUCAACAACAAAGUGCUAUCCCAGGAGCUAAAUUCCAGAGGAAGACAGACACCAAGUGAUCUCGGGAAGCUAAAACUGGGUCCGGAUGAGAAGUUCAGUAGAGGGGAAGGAACAAGAAAAACCGGUUCUUAUGAUAAGAGAUCAGAUAGUGGGACGAUGGCUGCUGAGAAAUCGGAAAGCAAGGCGGUAAGAGGAGAAAUUGAGGAGGUGGCAGAAGCAGAUCAUGAAAAACGAAGGGAGGUCAGAGAAGGAGGAAGGUCCGGGAGCAAAUUGGAAGCAAAGAAGAUCAUGCAAAAGGGAAAUGGAUCAGACUAUGUCCGUGACAAAGGAAGAGACAGAUAGUAAAUAUUCAUGAACACCCUCUUUCUCUUUUGACGUCAUUGUAAUUCUCAAAGCCUUCUUUUUUUUUUCUUUUUUUUUUUUUAAAUCUCUUAGUAAAUGUUUGUAGUCAUAAACCAAAUUUAUGAUAUAAGGACCCUUCUACACAAUGAGGGGAUUCAAGUAGUUUUUUUCCCUCUUAA
Messenger RNA from Ziziphus jujuba (common jujube), 3409 nucleotides. RefSeq names its product BTB/POZ domain-containing protein At5g47800. Gene Ontology annotation, molecular function: protein binding. The coding region runs from base 1437 to 3230 and encodes 597 amino acids. NCBI's taxonomy places the organism in Eukaryota, Viridiplantae, Streptophyta, Magnoliopsida, Rosales, Rhamnaceae. The transcript has 8 exons. The record is from RefSeq and is a predicted model, not a curated record.